Messenger RNA from Acanthocheilonema viteae, 2574 nucleotides. The record is from the annotation of a GenBank genome assembly. Lineage: Eukaryota; Metazoa; Nematoda; Chromadorea; Rhabditida; Onchocercidae.
AUGAACGGACCUCGGGAGACCUUCGGACGAUUGGUUUGGGCACCAGAUCCUAAAGAUGGUUUUAAACUUUGCGUACUUCGUGAUAUUGGUAGCGAAACAAUGUCUGUUGAACCGAUUGAUGGUGGAUCAGUAGUCUCAGCUCGGUACGAUGAAAUUUUUCCAGCUGAGGAAGAUCAGAAGAAAAAUGUCGAUGAUAACUGUGCGCUGAUGUAUUUGAACGAAGGUACUUUGCUGAAUAAUUGCCGAUCACGAUAUGCACAAAAACAAAUAUAUACAUAUGUCGCAAAUAUUCUGAUUUCUAUCAAUCCAUACGAGCAGAUACCGGAUUUAUAUAGCGGUGCAACAAUUCGAAAGUAUCAGGGACGAUCGAUUGGCACUUUACCACCACACAUUUUUGCCAUUGCUGAUAGUGCUUAUCGUGAUAUGAAACGAACAAAGAACAGUCAAUCAAUUAUUGUUUCCGGGGAAUCUGGUGCGGGUAAAACAGAAUCGCAAAAGUACAUCCUACGAUACCUUUGCGAAUCGUGGAAUUCUGUCGCUGGUCCCAUUGAACAGCGCUUACUUGAAACUAAUCCGAUACUGGAAGCUUUUGGUAACGCGAAAACGUUACGUAAUAAUAACAGCAGUCGAUUUGGAAAAUUUGUCGAAAUACAUUUUAACUCAAAAAGUUCAGUUGGUGGCGGUUUUAUUUCGCAUUAUUUGUUGGAGAAAUCACGAAUAUGUCAUCAGUUGGAGGGUGAACGUAAUUAUCAUAUUUUUUAUCAGUUGAUAGCAGGUGCUGAUGAACAGAUGGCUAAACGUCUACAGCUUAAACCUGCUAGCAGUUUUAAAUAUCUCAAACAUGGAUGUGCCCAAUUCUUCAGUAGAUCCAAUACAGCGAAUAAAAUAGCAAAAGACCGUCGAGGAAAACAAAAUGAAGAUUUGCACGAUGAACUAUUAGAUGACUAUAACGACUUCCAAAGAUUGCUUAAAGGACUUUAUAGCAUUGGCUUUGAUGUACAAGAAUUAAAUACUAUAUUUGAUAUUGUUGCUGCCAUAUUGCAUCUUGGCGAUGUAUAUUUCGUCGAGAAUGUUGAAGAUACGAAAGGUGGAUGUGUGAUUGAACCGUCCAGCAUGGUAGCACUUCACAAUGCAGCUUCAUUACUUGGUUUAGAUGACUAUGAAUUGAAAAAUGGCUUCACAACACGGAUUAUGCAACCUGCCAAAGGAGGUAUUAAAGGUACCAUUAUCAGGAUACCUCUGAAAUCACAUGAAGCAUCAGCAGCUCGUGAUGCUCUUGCAAAAGCCAUUUACAGUAAAUUAUUUGACGCCAUCGUUGCACGUAUCAAUAAAUGUAUUCCAUUUAGCGAUAGCUCAUUCUACAUCGGUGUAUUGGAUAUCGCAGGAUUCGAAUUCUUCAGACGAAAUUCAUUCGAACAAUUCUGCAUUAAUUAUUGCAAUGAGAAAUUGCAAAAUUUUUUCAAUGAUCGAAUUUUAAAACAGGAACAAGAUUUAUAUGCAAAAGAAGGAUUGAAUGUUCCACGGAUCGAAUACAGCGAUAAUGAUGACUGCAUUGAUUUAUUCGAGAGGAAAGUAAGUGGUUUGCUGGAUCUGUUGGAUGAGGAAGCACGUUUGCCAAAGCCUUCAUCUCAUCAUUUUACUAUGUGCGCACAUCACCAACUCCAAAAUCAUUUCCGUUUGACGACGCCGCGGAAGUCAAAGUUGCGGGAGCAUCGAGAAAUGCGAGAUGAUGAAGGAUUGCUUAUUCGGCACUUCGCGGGUUCUGUUUGUUAUCAGACGUCUCUGUUUCUGGAAAAGAAUAAUGAUGCUCUGCAUGCAUCUUUGGAAUUAUUAUUAAAUGGCAGCAAUGUUGCUUUUCUUCGAAGUUUAUUCACAACAACUAACGACAAAUCGCAGGAUAACACUCGUAGGAAAUCAUCUUCCAACAAGUUAAUAUUAGCAUCGGUCAGUAACAAAUUUCGAGCACAGCUCAUCGAACUACUCAAAAAACUCCAACUUACGAAUACAAAUUUUGUGCGAUGUAUCAAACCGAAUUCGAAAAUGAAACCGGGUGAAUUUGAAGGUGCAAUGAUAUUGAGCCAAUUAAAAUGCGCUGGUAUGACGAGUGUUUUGAAACUUAUGCAAGAAGGAUAUCCUUCCAGGACAUCGUUUGCGGUUUUGUAUAAAACAUAUGAAAAAAUAAUGCCAUCCAAACUUGCUCGUCUGGAUCCACGUCUUUUCUGCAAGUGUCUAUUCCAUGCACUCGGUCUCAACGAAACAGAUUUCAAGUUUGGUCAGACGAAAGUGUUUUUUAGACCUGGAAAGUUUGCUGAAUUUGAUCAGAUGCUUCGACAAGAUCCCGUUCAUAUGGAAAGUUUAAUCAAGAAGGUGCAGAUCUGGCUGCUACAUGUACAAUGGAAGAAAGUGCAGUAUGGCGUCCUUUCAUGUAUCAAGUUGAAAAACAAAAUUCUAUGGCGUGUCGGACAACUUACAAAAAUUCAGAGUGCACUACGUGGAUAUCUCGCACGAAAAGUUCAUCAUCCAAGUUAUCAGUGGGAUCAACAGGGAGACUCAGCAACUACUCGAGAAUAUUAA